AUGGAAAUAAUUCCGUGCCUUGAAAAAGAUUUAGGGAUUCAAUGCUUGGCAAAGGUUCCCUACAGAUUCCACCGCAAACUUAGGGCUGUCUCCAAGAGCUGGAACGCCCUACUCAGCUGCGAACACUUUUAUAAAGAGCGACAGCGCAAUGGCGAGUGCGAAGAGGGAGUAGUUUCUCUUCAGCUAACCAAAUUUACUGAAACCGAUUUCAAUGUAAUUAUUUACUACCCGAUUGGGCACUGGUGGGAAAUACUGCCUGGAAUCCCAGAAGAAUUUGAACUAGAUUACACAGAAUAUCAUCGAUGCGUCUUCGUUAGAUCAAAACAUCAGUUGGUUGUGGUGGGGCUGUUCAACAGGCGCACCGAAAUAGAAGGUGUGUUGAUAUUUGAUUUCUUAUCUCGCAAAUGGCGGCUGGGCGCCGACAUGCCACGCAAUCGAUUUGAAUUCGCAUGUGCAGCGUCACCAACUGAAGGACUCGUCUAUAUUGCCGGAGGUUACAACGGCCUUUACACAGAAGAAUGGAGUCCCUAUCAACUAGAAGCUUUUGUUUAUAAUGUAGAGGAAAACAAAUGA
This is a messenger RNA of Cryptomeria japonica (Japanese cedar), 573 nucleotides long. RefSeq names its product F-box/kelch-repeat protein At2g44130-like. Lineage: Eukaryota; Viridiplantae; Streptophyta; Pinopsida; Cupressales; Cupressaceae. Gene Ontology annotation, molecular function: protein binding. The record is from RefSeq and is a predicted model, not a curated record. Gene Ontology annotation, biological process: negative regulation of cytokinin-activated signaling pathway; regulation of phenylpropanoid metabolic process. The transcript has a single exon. The coding region runs from base 1 to 573 and encodes 190 amino acids.